CCGGCUCCAGGACUGCGCCGACCCGGGCCCAGCUGCUGCCCUCCCUGCCCCUUCCCCUGACGCAGCGCCCCGCCCUGAGGGAUUGGCAGAUUUGCCAUCAGGAGGUUUUAAACAGGAUUCCGUGCCGACAGCCUCCCCGCUGCAGCCUGCGGAUAGGAAGAGGCAAAGAUGCAGAUGACCAAGGGCUCUCCCUUGCCCAGGCUGGGCUAUACCUUGCACCCUGGCACUUUUUCAUUGUUAAAUGUGGCGAAUUAAUCCACGUGGGAAAUGUUCCAGCAGAAGGCUAGAGGCACCGUCCAAGCUGUUCAUAGCUCGGCUGCUAGGACGUCUCCCUAAGAAGCGCUAAGAAGGAUGGAGCCACAAAGGACACCGCUAGACACGUGCUCUUAUACACUGAUAUGUGCCAUGGUUAGUUGUGUGUUGGAGUUGGGGAAGUAAAUCCACAGAGAAUAUGUUAUACUUCCUUGGGUUUACAUGAUGAAAUGGCAACGGAGGUUCUAACUGAACAAUACAAUGUGUCCGAUGUUUGUUUGUUUUUUAACUUAACGCAAACCAGAGUUGCUGCCAGCAUGGCGUUGCCGGCGAUAAAGCAGCAGCACCCAUUCUACCCCAGAGAACAGCAGCCGGAGGAUCAAGCGGAGAGCUUCAGGUCCAGAAGUUUGCCAGCUCUGAACAGGUCUGCUCCUCGGAUUACCACAACACAAAGCACCCUCCCUGAGACAAAACGAAGUUUCUUGCGCAGUUUCCAAGAGAGGUCUGACCUGAGAUGUGGCCUUGACACCGACAAAUCAGCUCACAGUAACGGUGCUGCUGCUGCUGCUUCUGGGACUGUGUUUUCUUUCACAGCCUCCAGCUUCUCAGGGGUUGGGAGUUUCACUGAGAGGACAGACUGUAAUAACUUUGCUGGCACAAGCAAAGGUGUUUCCCCAGCUUCCACGUUGCUAGCUCUCCCAGGUAGAAAGUGUCUCAGCGUGGUGUUGACAGAUUCCCGUUUCUUCUUGGUGUGCAUGUGCUUUCUGACCUUCAUUCAGUCCUUAAUGGUCUCUGGGUAUCUGAGCAGUGUUAUUACCACCAUUGAGAGGAGGUACAGUUUGAAAAGCUCUGAGUCUGGGCUGCUGGUCAGCUGUUUUGAUAUUGGUAGUCUGGUGAUCGUGGUGUUCAUCAGUUACUUUGGGGGGCGUGGACGGAGGCCACUCUGGCUUGCUGUAGGUGGGUUUUUCAUUGCUCUUGGGGCUGCACUUUUUUCUUUACCUCAUUUCAUCUCUCCACCAUAUCAGAUCCAAGAAUUGAACUCUUCCCUCUCUAACGAGGGCUUGUGCGUGACUGGCAAUAAUACCGCCAAAGACCAUUUGGAGUCACCAGCCUGUGUCAAGGACUCAGGCGGAAAUGAUCACUCCCUCUAUGUAGCUUUAUUCAUUUGUGCCCAAAUUCUCAUUGGCAUGGGCUCCACACCCAUCUAUACCUUGGGACCAACCUACUUAGAUGACAAUGUCAAGAAAGAAAAUGCAUCACUGUACCUAGCCAUCAUGUAUGUAAUGGGAGCACUUGGUCCUGCCGCAGGAUAUUUACUAGGAGGAGUCCUUAUUGGUUUUUACGUUGAUCCUAGAACGACUGUUUAUAUUGACCAGAGUGACCCUCGAUUCAUUGGAAACUGGUGGAGUGGAUUCCUCCUUUGUGCCAUUGCAAUGCUCCUUGUUAUAUUCCCAAUGUUUACUUUCCCAAAAAAGCUCCCUCCUCGACAGAAAAAGAAGAAGAAAAAGAAAAUUAGCUCUGAUGACAUUUCAAGUGAUGAUGAUGUCAUGAAAGAGAAAACAAACAGCAAACGACAAGUGGAUAGUUCAAUUCCUGCUUCUAUGGGAUUUGGAAAGAAUGUUAAAGAGCUUCCAAGAGCAGCUGUCAGGAUCUUAAGCAACAUGACAUUCCUUUUUGUGAGUUUGUCAUACACAGCUGAGAGUGCCAUUGUUACUGCUUUUAUUACCUUCAUUCCCAAGUUCAUCGAGUCACAGUUUGGCAUACCAGCUUCCAAUGCCAGCAUCUACACUGGUGUGAUUAUUGUCCCAAGUGCUGGGGUUGGCAUUGUGUUAGGUGGCUACAUUAUUAAAAAGCUCAAACUUGGUGCAAGAGAGUCUGCGAAGCUGGCUAUGAUUUGCAGCGGUGUGUCUUUGCUGUGCUUUUCAACGCUUUUCAUUGUUGGAUGUGACAGCAUUAAUCUAGGGGGCAUAAAUAUCCCAUACACAACGGGUCCUACACUUACUAUGGCACACAGAAAUCUGACAGGUAGCUGUAAUGUCAACUGUGGAUGCAAAAUUCAUGAGUACGAGCCUGUCUGUGGAUCAGAUGGAAUAACAUACUUCAAUCCAUGUCUGGCCGGCUGCAUCAAUGGUGGAAAUCAUAGCACAGGGGUAAGAAAUUAUACUGAAUGUGCCUGUGUCCAAAGCCGCCAAGUUAUCACUCCACCAACUGUGGGCCAGCGCGGUCAGCUCAGGGUGGUUAUUGUCAAAACAUACCUGAAUGAGAAUGGCUAUGCUGUUUCUGGGAAGUGUGAUCGGACCUGCAGUACACUUAUCCCAUUCCUAAUAUUUCUGUUCAUAGUUACCCUUAUAACAGCAUGUGCCCAGCCAUCGGCAAUCAUAGUGACACUCAGGUCUGUGGAAGAUGGCGAGCGGCCUUUUGCACUAGGAAUGCAAUUUGUUUUAUUACGAACUCUUGCUUACAUUCCUACUCCAAUUUAUUUUGGGGCUGUUAUUGACACCACGUGCAUGCUUUGGCAACAGGAUUGUGGUGUGCAAGGAUCUUGUUGGGAAUACGAUGUAACUUCAUUUCGCUUCGUUUACUUUGGAUUGGCAGCUGGUCUCAAAUUUGUGGGAUUCUUUUUUAUUUUUCUGGCCUGGUAUUCCAUUAAAUAUAAAGAAGAUCAGUUGCAGAGGCAAAGAUGGAGGGCCUCACCUGUAAACACAGUGAGCGAGAUGGUUGGCAAUGCUGGACCUCAACAAAACUAUGCACGGACUAGAUCCUGCCCUACUUUCAGUGCUCGAGGGGAGCACACUGAAGACGUCUGUCUGGCACAAGGAAUGAAUUACAUAGCACAGACAUAUCCUGGCCCCUUUUCAGAAGCAAUAAAUUCCUCAACUGAAAAUGCAUUGGAGGAAGUCACUGCUGAAAUAUAGACCCCAGGUUUGAAAAUGUAAAAUUCAGUUUUGUUGGUUGAUUUAAAUAUGGCGCCUUGUGAAACACCCGUGCCUUCUUUUUUAAUCUACACGUCACAUGAUAAACCAACAAAACUUAAAGCAAACAUCAAUAGCAUACUUGAGGGCUGGAUACCUCAAAAUGACCCAAGUUCUUAUUUCGCCCCUCCAGAUAAUGGAGUUUUAAAAAAUAUGUGUUUGUAAUUACUUCAGGUGUGUCCAUUAAAUGUCCAUGCUCUGAUCUAGUGUCAAAAUAAGGGUGAGGUAUUCUAAAUGGUGGAAAUUAAUGGAAAGGUGACAGAAAUGCAUCUCAUUGAUUCCAAGACUUUAAGAAAAUGUUUAAAGGGAUCAUCAAUUUUGCAUCCACGAAUCGGUUCAUAGAGGUGAGUAAUUACUGUGAGUUCUGCUACAAAGCACAACUGAGCGUGUCUAAACUAUGCAACUUAUCUGGAUAAUUGUUGAUGCAGCAUGUUAAUUUUGCUUUCAAAGUCUUUAAUCCAACUGAACUUGGAAUGGGGCUAUUUUAAGACAGAUAUAAGGUUUAAAAAUGGACAUAGGACAUAACUGUUUAAAGUACUGUUGAUAACAUAUUAAGCCAUAGAAAAGUUAUAUAGCAGGUAAAGUUUUCAAAUUCUAAGACAUCGUAUCCUUGUCCUAUUAAAAUGUACAUUUAUUUUAAUUUGAUAGGAUGUAGUAUUAUUCAGUGUAGUACACAGGGUAUGAAAGUAUAACUCAGUGUGAAAAUCUACAGUAUUAAUUUGUAAUAACAUUAAGACAUGAUAAUCAACCCCAUAGAGACUAUAACAAGUAGAUGCAUAUUUCUGUAACUACCUAUGCAGUUAUCCGCUAUUGGUGGCUACUACUGUACUAACUUCAAAUCCAUACUUUUCUCAGAAAACACAGUAUCCAGGUUUAGUUUGCCAGGAACUGCUUGGCUGUCCUUAGGAAAUGCUUGGCUAUCCUUUGCAAAUGCAUGCAGAUCUUUUUAAACAAAUUGUUCUGGUUUUCCACUAAGUGAAAAUACCCAGAGAGUUUGGGUAGCUGCAUUUUGGGACUGCACUGCUACCAUUUCACACAGACCUCAAACUGAAUGCAAAGGGGAGUUUGCUCCAUGUCUGGCCCCCCAUCUUCAUUUAAAGCUCUCUGUGAGGUGUCGGGGAAAUGGAAGAGUCAGCUGACCUCUUCCAGCAGGAGAUCUAGGCACAGAAGGCACCUCCGUUCAAGGACCCACACGGCAUGUUCUGGCAUUUGAUUAUUCAAAAUGUUUUAGUGAGUUUUCCCACUUGAUUGAGUCUUCAAGAGACUGUUUGAUUUUUAUCUGCUUCCUGUACUAAUUCCUCAUCCACAGUCUUAAACUGGGGGCAAUACAACUGGCUGUUGCUGACAUUUAGUGAUCUGUCAGGUGGAAGGUUAUGAUAAGAAGCCAGUGUUGUAUUCUAUUUGCAGGUGCAUGUCUCAGAGCCUUUGAGAAUAGAGGAGGGGAUCGUGUCUUUUGUGAAAUUUGGUUGGUGAGAAGCAUGCGGGUAGAAGCCAUGACACAUAGGCCUGGUCCACACUAACCCCCCACUUCGAACUAAGAUACGCAACUUUAGCUACGUGAAUAACGUAGCUGAAGUCGAAGUACCUUAGUUCGAACUUACCGUGGGUCCAGACGCAUUAGGCAGGCUCCCCUGUUGACUCCGCGUACUCUUCUCGCGGAGCAGGAGUACCGGCGUUGACGGCGAGCACUUCUGGGAUCGAUUCCAGAAGAUCAAUUGCUUACCGCCAGACCCGGAGGUAAGUAUAGACCUACGCAUACAGUAGAAAGAAUUAUUUCUCAAUAGAUAUAAACAAUUUUGAUGAGGGUUUAGGAAUUUCAGAGAAAUUUUUUUAAAAGUUACAACUAGAACAAAUUGACUAAGUCAGAUAGGGCCAAAUCCUGUUUCAAUUAACGUUAAUGGCAAAAUUUCCAUGGGCUUCAGUAGUCUCAGGAUUUGGUCUGCAGAGUAUAGAUUUUCCUCUCUUAGCAGCUUCCUCCUUCUCUGACUGGCAUUUGAAGUUACUCACCAUGCUGGCCUCAGAUCGUGGUUGAAAUGUUGACUCCAUUUAUUCCAGAAUGUCUUGAUUAGUUUAUAUGACUCUUGUGCCUCUUAUGAAGAUCUCUGUGGCAGAAAAUGUACAGAAAACUGUUACAUCGCUCAUUAUGUAAGUAUCAGUGACUUUAAUUAGCAGUGCAGUACUUUAGGAACCUAAGAUAUAGGACUGGAAGAGACCUCCUGGGUCAUCAAGUCCAGUCUCCUGCUAUUGCAGGCAUCACCAUAAUAUAAUCCCAUUCAUAAAUUUAUCAAACUCCAUCUUUAAACCUAGUUAGGAUUCUUACCCCACUACUGUUAUCAGAGUGGCUGUUUCAAACCUCACUCCUCUGGUGGUUAGAAACCUUGUGCUUUCCAGCAUAAAUGGAUUCAUGGCCAGUUUAUACUCAUUUGUUCUUGUGCCCUUUAGGUCAGAUAGCUCGUCUCCCUUUAAUUCACCUCUUGUUAUUCUUUGGAUAUUAAUAUUUAUUUUGAGCCUAAUUUAAUUUUUAGAAUAGUCCAGUUCAGACUACGAAUAAGGUAUACGUUUUUAACAGUGAGGGUAAUUAAAAACUUACCUAGGGAUGUGGUGGAUUUGCUGCCACUAGAAGUACAUCAAGACUGGAUGGCUUUCUAAAAGAUGUGCUGUAGCUCAACCAAAACUUAUGGGCUUGAUGCAGGAGCCACUUGGUGAAAUUCUCUGGCCUGUGUUAUACAGGAAGUCAGACUAGAUGAUCAAAAUGGUCCCUUCUGGCCUUAGAAUCUAUGAGUCUUGAUUAAUUUAAUAGCAUAGGGUCAGAUCCAGCCAAGAAUGUGUUCUUCAGUAUUCAAAAUUACAAAUCUUCAAUAUGCUGUUGGAGCACGGUGUAGCGUCCUCUCUGCUCCCACUGACGUCAGUGAGCACAGAGGCUGGGCAGCACCUUGCAAGUGGUACUGGGCUCCUUGCCAGGGUAAAACUGGGGUGAGGCAAUGGUGAACAAGGCCCAAGGUCUCCUAUUGUAGAGUUUUGGGGGUCAGACCUUCAGCUGUUGUAAGGUGAUGUAGCUCCAUUGAAGUAAUUUACAUCAGCCUAUUAUUAUUAAAGAGGAUACUGUAACCUCCACAGGCUGGAAACUUAAGAAAAUUAAAGUGUUUAAAAACCAGCUGAAUAAGUGGGAGUCAAAGUAACAUUAUUGGGUUCUUACUUAGAGUUUGUAUGCUAUUUCCUCUCCAGUUUGUAAUAGUGUCUUUAUAAUUUGACACAGAAUAUUUUCCUCCCAAGUUUAGCCUUGUCCAUUUCCAAGAGUUUAUUUAUUUCUAAUGAAGUUAGGGGGAGUCAUUUUAACUCUGAUCUGCUACUUUGUGCACCAGCAUUGCAAAUAAUAAAUUCAAGCCUGUUCACAUCAGGUAGGCAGAACUCCCACUGUGGGAGAUUUGCCUGAGAGGAAUGCAGGAUUGGUUUCCAUGUUCCCGAAGUGUGUCUGAUUUAACCCUACCGGGUUACAACACUUAAGGUACGUUACCUGUUUGGCUUGAACUGCUUAACAUCGUCCCUUUAAAAUGUUCAGAAUUGGACAGUCCACUUCAUUGGCUUCAUUCUUCAAUAGGGAAUUAGUGUUUUUUAUGCAAUACAGCAAUUUGUAAUGGUUAAAUAUAAACAUUUCCAUAGAAUAGAUUGUACACAUACAGGUAGACAGCCAACAUUUCUGUAAAUAUGUACUGCGGCUAACUGUAGUCAGUAAGAUGAAUCAUCAUAUUGCAAACAUCUACAAGCCUCUCAUUAUACAUAUAAGCUGUUUUCUGUUAAUUUACAGGUCACCUUAUAAAUGAAGAUGGGUCUGACCGUCAAAGUUCAGACCUCAGUCCAAACUGUCCCAAAAUAUGGGGGUUAUUGAAUUUAGGCUCUUUAGUUCAGGCUUAUCUCUACCUUUAAGAUCAUUGUAUAAUCCGUUGUUUAUAUUGUAUUAUUAUUUUUCCCACACUUCAAACAACUUGUCACCAGAUUUCCUCCCACAAGCUACUGUUCAUGUGAUGGGAUGGGUAAAAAGCCUCUGUGUUCGAGUAUGCCUGAAAAAAGAAGUGUCCAAAAUGUUUUUCGUUCUAGGAAGAAUGAAGACCCUUCUGUCUAACAUCCUUGAUCUGCUCUGGAUGAAUAGCUAAAGCAUGCCAUGGUGCUAGUUGUUAUCGAAGUAUUUUAUGAUGCAUGUUCACCAUGACUUAAGUGGCAUUCAAAAAAUUUCAUUUAUGUAACGGCAUGUGCUUUCAUUUUGAAAAUCUGGAAAUGUUCCUGCAAAGAUCAUAAUUACCAGUGGGCCAAAUCCUACGGGCUUUACUUAGUUUUUCAGUGGGAAUAUUGCUUGUACUACGGGAUUUGGUCUCGCAUUAACAGCGAAAGUACUAAUGUAAAACUAUAUAACCUGUAGAAACUCAGUGUAUGACUAAUUUCCAGUAGAACAUUACCUGUUUUAAUAUAUCUUUAUGGAAUACUGCUAAACAGCUGUUCAAAGUAAGGUUUCAAUGAAUUAAAAGAUUGGGCCAAAUUCUGGGGAUCCCUAACUCAGCAAAAUUCCUACUGCAGUCAAUGAGAAUUUAAACUAAAGUUAAGGUACCUGAAUUUGUCCCAUUAAUAAUAUUCCUCUAUAAAAUACCAAAAUGAAGAGCCAAAGUCAAGGGCCCAAUUCAGCCAGUUGAAAUUCACUCCAGGGAUUUUGUGAUUUGUUUCGAUGGAGACAGAAUUUGGCCCAUUGGUUUUGAACUUUGAAAGGUAAUACCUUUUCUGUCUUACUGUAUAUGGACUUAACUGGGCUAGGAGAUCAAAGGGGAUCAUUGAGCUGGCGUAUCCAGAUGUGCGCCUGAGAGCAAGGCGACAGAAAUGUUACCUCCUAGAAGAAAACAUUUUUAAAAACAAAAAUUAUCGCAGGGCUGUAUUAAACCAAAAAGUUGUACAGAAACUUAUAAACUCAGUUUUCGUGCAGAAAUGCAAGUUGAAAUCACUGUUAUAGUGGGCAUUCCUCAUAAAGGUCUGCUCCUCUCUCCACUGGAGUAAAUGGGAGUUUUGCCAUUGACUUCAAUAGGAGCUGACCCAAAAUGCAUACCUCCCCCCACCCCAAAAAAAUCUAGGUAGUGGUUUAGGAGCAUGGAAUGGGCACACUGGCCUGUACUUGUUUAGUUUAACAGUGUUAUAUUGAAUAAACUGGUGUUAGGUCAUUUGUAGUGUGUGUGUGUGAGAGAGUGUGUGGGUAGUGUGCUUGUGGUAAAAGAGAGGGACUAAUUGUUAGGUGCAUUUGUUUUUGCAUACCUUAAGGUCCUUUUAUUGAUAUUUCUCAGUAGAAUUUAGAAUAAUAUUCAUGAUCUAUAACACACUGUGGUUAAUGACAUUUAUUGUCAACAUCUUUGUAAACAUGUGUUUACAAGCAAACCCUUGAAUACUUGAUAUUUGAAAAUAAAAAUAGCAUAUCAAGCGUGUUUUCUUUAUGACAAAAAAAUCUUUGUGUGUGUGUGUGUAAGUUGG
Molecule: messenger RNA, 8726 nt
Organism: Malaclemys terrapin pileata
Lineage: Eukaryota; Metazoa; Chordata; Testudines; Emydidae
Gene: SLCO5A1
Product: solute carrier organic anion transporter family member 5A1
Exons: 10
Coding region: 483-3167 (894 amino acids)
Biological process (GO): transmembrane transport; sodium-independent organic anion transport
Cellular component (GO): membrane
Molecular function (GO): protein binding
Source: RefSeq, a predicted model, not a curated record